Messenger RNA from Thalassophryne amazonica, 348 nucleotides. Its product is annotated as ceramide transfer protein-like. The transcript has 2 exons. The record is from RefSeq and is a predicted model, not a curated record. NCBI's taxonomy places the organism in Eukaryota, Metazoa, Chordata, Actinopteri, Batrachoidiformes, Batrachoididae. Bases 77 to 322 code for a protein of 81 amino acids.
UUUCUUACUUUUGUGCCUAUGGCUGCAGGCAGAGUCUGGUUAUGGUUCCGAAACCAGUCUGAGACGUCAUGGUUCCAUGUUGUCUCUCACCUCAGCAGCCAGUGCCUUGUCUGCCACAUCUACAUCCUCUUUCAAGAAGGGACACAGAUUACGUGAGAAGCUAGCAGAAAUGGAGACCUUCCGGGACAUUCUUUGCAGACAAGUAGACACCCUGCAGAAAUACUUUGACUCCUGUGCUGAUGCUGUCUGCAAAGAUGAGUUUCAGAGAGACAGAGGUACCUUCCAGCACCACACCUCAUUAAAAACACAGGAUCGCAUGUGAUGUAGCUUUGCUCCGCAAAAAGACCU